GCAGAGCGAUAGGUAACAAUUGGGAGGGAAAAGUGAUCCAGGAAGCCCCAACAGAGUCAAUCGCUGGAGACACGCAUUAUGCCUGAAUCAUGGCCGGGAAACCAGCUCUGUACGCCGCCGGCGUAACUUGCCUGGGCUUCGUGUGCUUUGCCAUAGCGGCUACUGCCAUAGGUCUGCCAAUUUGGGGCUACUUUGACAACCCCAUCGGCGGCUGGGAGUCCGAUCGUGGCUACUUUGGCCCAUGGCGAGUGUGCAAGCAAAUUGACCUACGGCCGGGAAAAAUGCGGCACAGAAGUUUCCCGCUUCAGGCCAACGAGAGCCAUUUACAUUUGUGGCAUCGUGGCCUCGCUCAGCUGCACAUUCCUGGGGCUCUUUUGCAUUUUCUGCAUCAUCCAGAUCGCCAUGAUAUCAUCGCGAGAGAAAGUCGUUAUGAAGUAUAGUGUUUUAGUCGUUUUUAAGCUCAUCUUCUCCAUUCUGGCAGCCAUCCUGGCCAUUGUGGCAGCAGCUCUCUUCGCAAUAGAGACAGACGAAAUGAGGACGGGCUUUAUGAUAACACGAGGUGUCUCCUUUUACU
Messenger RNA from Phlebotomus papatasi, 574 nucleotides. RefSeq lists its product as uncharacterized. The record is from RefSeq and is a predicted model, not a curated record. Bases 90 to 440 code for a protein of 116 amino acids. The transcript is spliced from 3 exons. Lineage: Eukaryota; Metazoa; Arthropoda; Insecta; Diptera; Psychodidae.